UCCUCCCCCUUCUUCUUCUCAGCAGCAGCAGGAACAGGAAGAGCAGCCUGUUGUUUCCAGAGUGCCGGCACAGGGAGAGCACAGGCAGCCACUGCAGCAAGUUUUUGGACUCACCGAGCCAAUGAAGUACUUCAGGCUAUUUUCCAGAGCUAGGCUUUGGCCGUGCCAUAGGUGUGUUUUUUCUACUGCUUCCGGUACUAGAGAAACGCUAAAGAAAAAAGAGGAAUUAAUUUCAAGAUUAUCAACUGGGCCACAACUGAAAGACUUUUUCGUCAACACCAAACCUGCUAAAACAGUAUCCCCAGCUGACGAUGAUGAUCCUCCUCCUUAUAUUACACCUUUAUAUCCACCGUCACAGAAUAACAAAAUAUAUUUGGAGACCUAUGGCUGCCAGAUGAAUGUUAAUGAUACAGAGAUUGCCUGGUCCAUUUUGCAACAGAACGGUUAUGUCCGAACACACAUAGAGACCGAGGCUGAUGUGAUCUUCUUGGUUACUUGCUCAGUCAGGGAAAAGGCAGAGCAGACAAUAUGGAACAGACUACAGCAGUUUGCCACGCUAAAGCGAAAAAGGAGCAAAGACAACAGGAUGAGGAUUGGAAUAUUAGGUUGCAUGGCAGAAAGGUUGAAACAAGAGAUUUUGGAAAGAGAAAAUCUUGUGGACAUAGUUGCUGGCCCAGAUGCCUACCGAGAUCUCCCGAGACUACUUGCAGUGGCAGAAAGUGGACAGCAGGUGGCUAAUGUGCUCCUUUCUGUGGAUGAAACCUAUGCAGACAUCAUGCCAGUUCAUACAUCAGCCAGCAGCAAAUCUGCCUUUGUCUCCAUCAUGCGGGGCUGUGACAACAUGUGCACCUACUGUAUCGUUCCAUUCACCCGUGGGCGUGAGAGGAGUCGCCCUUUGCAUUCCAUCAUAGAAGAAGUCCGAAUGCUUUCUAGCCAGGGUGUAAAGGAAGUCACUUUACUCGGUCAAAACGUCAAUAGUUAUUGUGACAGUUCCUCAGUCCAAUUCCCUAAUGUUGGGAGCCCUUCCCUCAGCCGUGGCUUCAGCACAAUAUACAAGCAUAAAAAAGGUGGCCUGAGGUUUGUAGAUCUCCUGGAUAAAGUCUCUCAGAUUGACCCUGAAAUGAGAAUUCGUUUUACUUCUCCCCAUCCCAAAGAUUUUCCAGACGAGGUUCUCCAGCUAAUUGCUGAACGUCACAACAUUUGCAAACAAAUCCACAUCCCGGCUCAGAGUGGAAGUAAUAGAGUUCUGGAGAGCAUGAGAAGAGGGUACAGCAAAGAAGCUUAUCUGGAUCUGAUUCAGAAUAUUCGGGAAUCCAUUCCAGGUGUGAGUCUCAGCAGUGAUUUCAUUACGGGCUUCUGCCAGGAGACAGAGGAGGAUCAUCAGCAAACUUUGUCGCUCUUACGGGAGGUUUCCUAUAAUGCAGCCUAUCUGUUCGCCUACAGCAUGAGAAAGAAAACAAGGGCAUAUCAUAGACUGCAGGAUGAUGUUCCCCCAGAGGUAAAACAACGGCGGUUGGAGGAGCUCAUUUCUGUCUUCAGAGAGGAGGCUGAAAGAGUGAAUAAGAGAACUGUGGAAAGUACCCAACUGGUGCUGGUAGAAGGGCCAAGUAAACGUUCUCCAGCAGAACUGUGUGGCAGGAACGAUGGAAAUACUAAAGUAAUAUUCUCUGAAACACCAAAAGCAGAUAAUUUAGCACUGGAGAAUAAAAUCCAACCUGGAGAUUAUGUCUUGGUGAAGAUAACAUCUUCCAGCUCCCAGAGUUUAAAAGGGACUCUGCUCGGCCUGACCACCCUCCAGAAGUCUCCUGCUUACAGCUGAUUAUAGAUGUGCAAUGGAAGCUGAUUACUGUGCCGCUCAAUGAGCAAAACAAAGACUUGUUUGUAUUUAUUUAUUAUUUAGCCUGUCACAAUGUUACAUAAAUAUUUAUUAGCAGAGCAAGGAGCCAGAUUCUGUAAUUUUUCUGCUAUCUCAAUCUUUCAAAUAAAUUUAUUUUUACAAACAGCAAAUUAUUCACAAAUAAAGACCCCCUAACUAUAA
Molecule: messenger RNA, 2038 nt
Organism: Xenopus laevis (African clawed frog)
Lineage: Eukaryota; Metazoa; Chordata; Amphibia; Anura; Pipidae
Gene: cdk5rap1.L
Product: CDK5 regulatory subunit associated protein 1 L homeolog
Exons: 14
Coding region: 122-1819 (565 amino acids)
Biological process (GO): tRNA modification; tRNA methylthiolation; regulation of protein metabolic process
Cellular component (GO): cytosol; mitochondrion
Molecular function (GO): 4 iron, 4 sulfur cluster binding; iron ion binding; iron-sulfur cluster binding
Source: RefSeq, a predicted model, not a curated record